This is a messenger RNA of Suillus subalutaceus, 2461 nucleotides long. RefSeq names its product carbamoyl-phosphate synthase L chain, ATP binding domain-containing protein. Gene Ontology annotation, molecular function: methylcrotonoyl-CoA carboxylase activity; metal ion binding; ATP binding. The transcript has 11 exons. Gene Ontology annotation, cellular component: mitochondrion. NCBI's taxonomy places the organism in Eukaryota, Fungi, Basidiomycota, Agaricomycetes, Boletales, Suillaceae. The record is from RefSeq and is a predicted model, not a curated record. Bases 1 to 2328 code for a protein of 775 amino acids.
AUGCACGGACAUUACAAACGAAGGCUUCUGCGAUCGGAGCUAUGUCACAACCUAGAAUGUUGGUACAGCCUGCUGUUUCACGGAGAAGAUUUGCAACUGCCGUUCAGACUUCAUCUAGAUACCUUGUCAUCCGAACGGAAGCCUCACUUUGACAAGAUACUGAUCGCAAACAGGGGGGAAAUUGCGUGCCGCGUGAUCCGCACCGCAAAGAAGCUGGGAAUAAAGACUGUAGCAGUAUACAGCGAAGUUGACGCCAACUCGCUGCAUGUACUGGAAGCAGAUGAAGCCUACUGCAUCGGCCCUGCGCCUUCAGCUGAGAGCUAUUUACGCAUGGACAAGAUCAUCGAUGUGUGUCAUCGAAGCGGAGCUCAGGUUGGUUCAGUCUCAAGUUCUGUCAUCUAUGGUUUCUUGAGCGAGAAUGCAAAGUUCGCGGAGCGACUAGCGGAAGAGGGCAUCGUUUUCAUUGGUCCUCCCUCCAGCGCUAUAGUUAGUAUGGGUUCGAAAAGCGAAUCUAAGAAUAUCAUGUCUGCCGCCGGUGUUCCGUGUGUGCCAGGUUAUCACGGCGUGAACCAAGACGUUGACCUCUUAUUUGCAGAAGCCGAGAAAAUCGGUUACCCAGUCUUGAUUAAAGCCAUUCAUGGUGGUGGUGGCAAGGGCAUGCGUGUUGUCUCAUCUGCAUCUCAGUUCAAGGAUGCUCUCGCUAGCGCGCAGCGUGAAUCCUUGAAAAGCUUCGGUGACGCAGAUGUACUUGUAGAGAAGUACAUUGAGCGUCCCAGACAUAUUGAAGUGCAGGUAUUUGCAGAUACGCUUGGGAAUACUGUGAGUCUUUGGGAGAGAGACUGUUCCGUUCAAAGGAGAAACCAGAAGAUUAUUGAGGAGGCCCCGGCACCUGGCUUGAGCCCCGAACUUCGUGCAGACUUAUCAGCGAAAGCGGUUGCUGCUGCAAAGGCCGUGAAUUACGUAGGUGCCGGGACUGUGGAAUUCAUUUUCGACAACGAUACAGAGAAGUUCUACUUCAUGGAAAUGAACACCCGCUUACAAGUUGAGCACCCUGUCACAGAGAUGAUCACUGGCCUUGACCUUGUCGAGUGGCAACUGGAAGUCGCGGCUGGUAAUCCUCUUCCACUUUCGCAAGCACAAAUCCCUCUCGUUGGGCAUGCAUUUGAGGCGCGGAUAUAUGCCGAGAACCCUCGGAACGAUUUUCUACCUGACUCUGGGCCAUUACUGUACCUUAGCACCCCGAAACCAACUCAUGUCUUUGCCCCUCCUAUCCCAUCACUCCCCCACAACGAUUCGUGCUCAGAACUGGACUCAGUGAAGCGAUCACCUGAUACCUCAACGCACGUGGCACCGUCGAUGCGCUUAGAGCAAGGGUUCACGCAGGGCGCACAGAUUGGUGUAUUUUAUGACCCGAUGAUUGCCAAGCUGGUGGUACACGGACGCGAUAGGACCUCUGCGCUUCGUGCUCUUCGUCGUGCGCUUGAAGAAUACAAAGUAGUCGGUGUCUCGACAAAUGUUGAAUUUUUGAGAAUGCUCGCGGGCAACGGCGCAUUUAUUAAUGGAGAGGUUGAAACCGGCUUCAUCAAGAAGCACUACGAAGACCUUUUCCCAGCUGUCGAAAGUCCCUCAGCCGAGUUACUGGCACAAGCAGCACUGUUCAUCGCACUACGAGAACAUCCGAUUCAGCCUACAGGCCUUUCCACACCAUGGACAACACUGACUUCAAGACGCUUUGGCGGAGAUGUUUACGAGCGUACCAUCUCCAUCCAACCAGAUGAUGCCUCUGCAGAUCCCACCCGAGUUUCUUUGAAAUCCAUAUCUCUAGGUCACUUCGACAUAGCUGUUCACUCUGCUACACCAAAGACAUUCACAGGUGUCUCGGCUCGCCUGGUUUCGCCUACAACAUUGAGUACGACGCUCAACGGAGCUUCGACAGAAAUCACAAUUGUGUCGCAGCGCUCGUCUCCUUCCCACCCUGCGUCACGCGCAACGAACACCAUGGAACGCCUACACGUGUUCUCGGCGUCGGGAACCAAGACUACGUUAGCCAUUCCACCUCCUGCGUAUCUCCUCUCUCUCGGCCAGGAUGUUCUCACCUCAUCCAAGGGUGCUUUGCGUGCGCCAAUGCCGAGCUUAGUAGUAGAAGUGAAAGUCAGCAUCGGCGAUCGCGUUGAGAAGGGUCAGCCAGUAGUGGUGUUGGAGAGUAUGAAGACGGAGACUGUGUUGCGCGCCGAGGUAGCGGGUGUUGUGAAUGCGGUGGGGUGUGCGAAGGGGGAGAUGGUGGAGGAGGGGCGGGAGUUGGUUGACAUCAAAGAAGAUGAGUUGUAGGUGUGGUUUGAGUCCUAUUUGUAUUUUAGUCGAUGGAUUUUUGGGAGUAAAUCGUCUUUACAUGCUCUGGACUUGAAAUUUCAAGUCAAUACUAACCAAGCCUUGGGGGACUAGCUAUAUACGAGAUGAAACG